Salvelinus namaycush (lake trout) is the source of this 1235-nucleotide messenger RNA. Its product is annotated as collagen alpha-2(I) chain-like. The record is from RefSeq and is a predicted model, not a curated record. Gene Ontology annotation, cellular component: nucleus. Lineage: Eukaryota; Metazoa; Chordata; Actinopteri; Salmoniformes; Salmonidae. Bases 162 to 1235 code for a protein of 357 amino acids. The transcript has 4 exons.
CAGGAAACUUACAAUCAGGAUUUCUGUAAAACCGGUGUAUUUUGUGGAAGUUUCCAGAAUUCUGCAACACUAUGUCUGUCACUGUGAGUUGUUCUCUGACUUGUCUCUCCCUGUAGAUUGAUAACCUCGACCCCCGUGGCGUGCAGCUGGCUGCUCUGUUCAUGACCGGCGUGGACAUGGCCUUAUUGGCCAACGACGCGUGUGGCCAGCCAAUCCCCUGGGAGCACUGCUGCCCGUGGAUGUACUUUGAUGGCAAGCUGCUGCAGAGCAAACUGAUCCGGGCCAUUCGGGACAAGGCCCCGCUCAUCGACCUCUGUGAUGGUCAGGUGGAUCAGGUGAACAAGGUGAAGCAAAUGCGUCAGAGCAUCCUGGAGGGGCUUAACUUGUCCCCACCUCCCCCCCCCACCCCCCACGCCAUGCCUUUCUAUCCCCCAGGGGGAGCCUUCUACCCCCCGCCCCACAUGAUGCCGCUGCAGGGCAGGGGCAGGAGCAUGGGCAUGCCUCGCCUGCCAAGCAUGUCCACCCAGGGCGGGAAGCUAGAGAUAGCAGGCACGGUGGUGGGCCAAUGGGCUGGCAUCAGACGGGGCCGAGGCAGAGGAGGCUUCCCCAUCCAGGUGGUCUCUGUCGGCGGACCAAACAGAGGGCGUCUGCGGGGUGUGAUCUCCACUCCUGUCAUCAGGACCUUCGGUCGAGGAGCCAAAUUCCCCUCAGAGGCUUCAAGAGCCAGGGAACAUACCAGGUGGGACACGGGACAUACCAGGUGGGACACGGGACAACCAGGUGAGACAGGGGACAUACGAGGUGGGUCAGGGGACAUACCUGGUGAGACAGGGGACAUACCAGGUGGGACAGGGAACAUACCAGGUGAGACAGGGGACAUACGAGGUGGGUCAGGGGACAUACCUGGUGAGACAGGGGACAUACCAGGUGGGACAGGGAACAUACCAGGUGAGACAGGGGACAUACGAGGUGGGUCAGGGGACAUACCUGGUGAGACAGGGGACAUACCAGGUGGGACAGGGAACAUACCAGGUGAGACAGGGGACAUACCAGGUGAGACAGGGGACAUCAGAGGUGAUACGGGGGACAUACCAGGUGAGACGGGGGACAUACCAGGUGGGACGGGGGACAUACCAGGUGAGACAGGGGACAUACCAGGUCGGGGGACAUACCAGGUGAUACGGGGGACAUACCAGGUGAGACGGGGGACAUACCAGGUGGGACGGGGGACAUAG